CUCUGGGGCCGUCGCCCGCUGCUCCCGUCGCACCGUCGUCUUCACGCGGCCAGAAACACAGCCGCCGCUUCGAGACGCGGUUGUUUUCUUCUGAGCUGCGGCCAAACAAGCCACACGGGCUCAGAUUGGACUCACGCGCCUCAGGUCCCAUGACCGACCUUCCUCAGAAACGCACAAUUAUGUGAAAACGUGAACAACAUGUUUACUGAGAGCCGCCAUCUGCGUCUGCUCUGUGGUCAAUAACUAGACUAUUAACAAUCCCUGACUUUAACUCUAAUUAUAAACGUUUUCCUCCGGUGGAGGAGCGAUUCAAGGAGCAGAUCUUCGCCGCGUGCGCUUCACUCCUGCGUUCGUGUGAGUCGAGGGUUCACAAAGAUCCCUCUGUGAGUGCGAUCGCCCACAAGCGUCCAGAACAGCUGAUUCUCAGCCUCUGAGCCCCGCGGUCCCGGAGGACGGGAGGCUACAGUACCUACAGGCCCAAAUCACUGCACAGACCACUAACACCUAUGAAACGUAAGUGGAGGGAGGAGUGGAGUCAGGACGACGGAGGAUGUUGGACCGGACCGGACCGGACCGGACCGGAAGAAUGGGAAGAAACAGAGGCGAAAGUGUGAGGAAGAGCAGGAGCAAGAAGUGGACGGAGGAGAGAGUCAAGAUUAGGACGGAGUGGGGAGAAGCAUCUGUCAACAGCUGAGACAGGAAACCACAGCUGCUGGGAGAGAGAAACUGGACACACACACACACACACACACACACACACGCACGAACACACACGCACACGCACACACACACACGCACGAACACACACGCGCACACACACACACACACAGCUGCUGCAGACAUAUCCUUUAAUCCUGAAUGGCCGCGGAUGCAGACGCCCUCUAAGGCUGCGUGUUUGUGUGCGUGUUUGUGUGCAUGUCUCGGUUCCUGUUUUGUUUUCGUCGUUGCAGUUUCUCACAUCGCUUCGUGCGCUCCGGUCCUGCUGAGCAUUGUGCCUGUCUAAUUUUGGCCGCGUGGAGACAAUGGAGUAUUGUCCAGGCCUGGGGGGGGGGCGGAAGAGGCUGGUGGGAGAGUGAGGGCUUUUCUCUCACUCUCUCUGUCUUCACUCUGUCGGCGACGGAGCGGCUGGUGAACGAGCUGGGCUCCCUGCUGAAGAUGCUGGACCACGAGACGGUCAGUCCGGCCACGGCCGACAAGAUGGCGUCCGUGCGCAACAUCCUGGAGUCCAUGCAGCGAGUUAACGGAUCCGACGUGUACAUGAACAGCUGCCUUUACGGCAACGGCACCAGCUUCGUGGAGUCUCUCUUUGAGGACUUUGACUGCGAUCUGCACAUGCUCAGUGCGUCUCCGGUGGAGAUGAAGGAGCACAAGGACGCGGAGGAGAAGAAGGCGACUCCUAAUAAAUCUACGCCGACCGACACCCCCCCCCCUCUGCCGACCACCCCGCUGCCCGACGACUACUACGAGGAGGCUGUGCCUCUGGAUCCGGGUUCGACCCCUCAGUACUUCACCACCAACAUGAGCACCUCCAGGAACUCAGUGGAGGACGCCUACUAUGAGGAUGCAGACAACAACUACCCCACAACCAGGAUGAACGGCCCCCCCAAAAACUCCUACAACGACUCCGACGCUCUGAGCAGCUCCUACGAGUCCUAUGAGGAGGAGGAGGACGAGGCCAAGGGCCGGGAGCGCUCUCAGGGGUGGACGGCCGAGGAGAGCGCCAACGGGCCGGUCAGCGACUGCCACAUCUGCGCCUUCCUGCUGCGGAAGAAGCGUUUCGGCCAGUGGGCCAAACAGCUGGUCGUCGUCCGUGACAACAAGCUGCAGUGCUAUAAGAGCAUCAAAGAGAGCAGUCCCCACACGGAGCUGCCGUUGAAUCUCUGCAACGUCAUUUACGUCCCCAAGGAAGGGAAGAAGAAGAGACACGAGCUGCGCUUCUCGUUGCCCGGAGGCGAAGCUCUGGUCCUGGCUGUUCAGAGUAAAGAGCAGGCGCAGCGGUGGCUCAAGGUGAUGCAGGCUGUUGGCAGCCGCUGCAGCAACACCGAAGCACUGGACGGGUCCACGUCUCCCAUAAUCCAGAGGAAGCUGGAGCUCGACAAGGUGCUGCAGUGUGAGCGGCAGGCGUCGGACUCAGACAGCGGCCCGGCAGCAGACAGUCAGCCCACGGCACCGGCACCGGUACCGGGACCGGCACCGGGACCGGCACCGGGACCAGGGCGAGACGCCACCGACUCACUCAACCGGGCCAAGCGAGGCGCCUUCUCCGAUCUGACAGGGUCAAUGAGUCGAGCAGCGGGGAAGAAAAUCAACCGCAUCAUCACUUUCUCCAAAAAGAAGCCACCUCUACCAGGGGAGCCGCUCUCAUCCUCUGGUAACCAUGACAACCUUCGCAGCGGGCACCUGAGUGUGUGUCUGAGCGGCUCCUGGAAGGAGCGCUGGUGUGUGCUGCGAGGAGGGAGCUUGUACCUGCACAAGGAUCGCGGGGACCAGCGGCCCCCGGUCGUCGUGGUGCCGCUCAAAGCGGCGGAGGUCGUUCCCGGCGGCCUCGGCCCCAAGCAUCCCUUCUCCUUCCGCAUCCUGCAGGGCGGCAGCGAGUUGGCGUCGCUAGAGGCGAGCUGCUCCGAGGACCUCGGCCGCUGGCUGGGCGUGUUGUUCGCAGAAACUGGGAGCACCGCUCUCCCCGAGGAGCUGCACUAUGACUACAUCGACGUGGACACGCUCACAGACAUACGGCACGCUGCCAGACACUCCUUCCUAUGGGCCACAACCACUGCUGCAUCCUCCAGUAGCGCCUCAACAGACUCCAGGACUUAUGACGAGGUCUAUGAAAGUGUGGAAGAAGGGGUCACAGAAAGGACAGCAGGCCAAGUAAGACGUCACGCCUCGUUCUCCAGCAGAGAUUCUGAAAAAACCGAGCAGGCAAACGUCAAGAGACACGCGUCCAAUGUGAACCAGUACGGGCGAUACGGGAAGACGCGGGCAGAGGAGGACGCCAGGCGGUACCUGACCCAGAAGGAGGAGCUGGAGAAGCAGAAGGAGGCGCUGAGGUGCGAGCUGAUCUCCCUCCGCCGGGAGAAGAAGGAGGCCAAGGAGGCGAAGGAGGGGACGAAGGCCGGCGCAGGUGCCGUGGAGCAGCGGCUGGCUGAGCUGGAGGCGCUGUGCAAACAGAAGGAGGAGGAGCGGGUGGAGCUGGAGCUGAGACUCACAGAGGUCAAGGAGAACCUGAAGAAGUCGCUGGCUCGAGGAGCACUCGGACCCCCCACUGGCACCUUGGUCCGCGUGAAGGCUCAGGGCAGUAAGGUGGAGAAGCUCUACAACGAGGCGCUUCCCGUCAACUCGGCGUCUGAGCUCCGCAAACGGCCCCCGUCGCUUUACGCCGCGUCCAAGGGGAACGUGAUGCAGAAGGCGAAGGAGUGGGAGUCGAAGAAGGCGACCUAGAGACGACGCGAACGCGGAUUAAAGGACGCAUGAAAGACGAAUGAGGAGCAAGAUUUGAUGGAGGGACUCCUCUUAUGAAGGAAAUGAAGUACAGGCAGCAGUGAGGCCUCAACCACUGUAAAUACGGCCGACUGUGCUCAUGUUCCAGUAGUGUUAAUGUGGAGCACGGUGAACAUAUGUGUGUGGGUUUGCAUGUGUUUACAUUUGCACACGGCUGCAGGAAGUGAAAUUGUGAUCGUGUUGUUUAAAUGGAGAGAGUGGCUCAGUUCAGACACCUCACACCCACCGAUCAGAUUAGUAAGUAAACAUUCACAUCCAAACCUUAAAUGAGCAAUAUUAACGUGAGAAAUAUCCCACAUCCUGUUGUGUUUAGACACAAUAUAAUGGUAAAGACACUGAUGUGAAAUGAAACCAAUAGUUGUUUAUUAUUGAAAUGUGAAAGUGUAGGUUCUUACUAUUUGUAUUUCAUAUAUGACGAUUGCACUUUAUGUUUUUUUGGAAUUACACAAAUUAUCCUUUGCACCCCUCGUUUUAUUAGAGUGUCUGCUCUUCUUCUCUCAGAGUCACAUGUAUUGGAGUAAAUGAUGCUUUAUUAAGAAAACCUUUCUACUCA
Messenger RNA from Betta splendens (Siamese fighting fish), 4051 nucleotides. RefSeq names its product actin filament associated protein 1-like 1b (gene afap1l1b). Gene Ontology annotation, cellular component: cytosol. The coding region runs from base 916 to 3438 and encodes 840 amino acids. The transcript is spliced from 19 exons. Gene Ontology annotation, molecular function: SH3 domain binding. Lineage: Eukaryota; Metazoa; Chordata; Actinopteri; Anabantiformes; Osphronemidae. The record is from RefSeq and is a predicted model, not a curated record.